GCAGCCUUCCAGCCUCCGCGCUACGAGUGAAGCGCGGACCUUUCAACAAGAGCUUUAUUAAUUCUCACGCUAGGAUCCCGGGAGGCGAUGGAGGUGGCCGCUAAUUGCUCCCUGCGGGUGAAGAGACCGCUGUUGGAUCCCCGGUUCGAGGGUUACAAACUCUCGCUCGAGCCGCUGCCCUGUUACCAGCUGGAGCUUGACGCAGCUGUGGCAGAAGUAAAACUUCGAGAUGAUCAAUACACACUGGAACACAUGCAUGCUUUUGGAAUGUAUAAUUACCUACACUGUGACUCAUGGUAUCAAGAUAGUGUCUACUACAUUGAUAACCUUGGAAGAAUUAUGAAUUUAACAGUGAUGUUGGACACUGCCUUAGGAAAACCACGAGAGGUAUUUCGACUCCCUGCAGAUUUGGCAGCAUACGACAAUCGCCUUUGUGCAUCUAUCCAUUUCACAUCUUCUACCUGGGUUACCCUGUCAGAUGGAACUGGAAGAUUAUAUCUCAUUGGAACAGGUGAACGUGGAAAUAGUGCUUCUGAAAAAUGGGAGAUUAUGUUUAAUGAAGAGCUAGGGAAUCCUUUUAUCAUAAUUCACAGUAUCUCAUUGCUGAAAGCUGAAGAACAUUCAGUAGCUACCCUACUUCUUCGAAUAGAGAAAGAAGAAUUGGACAUGAAAGGAAGUGGCUUCUUUGUUUCCUUGGAGUGGGUCACUAUCAGUAAGAAAAAUAAAGAUAAUAAAAAAUAUGAAAUUAUUAAGCGUGAUAUUCUCCGUGGAAAGUCAGUGCCCCAUUAUGCUGCUAUCGAACCCGAUGGGAAUGGCCUAAUGAUCGUCUCCUACAAGUCCUUCACGUUUGUUCCCGUUGGUCAAGAUAUUGAAGAAAGUAAAGAUGAAGACAUGUCCGAUAAAGUCAAAGAGCCUCUGUAUUACUGGCAGCAGACUGAAGAUGAUUUGACAGUCAUGAUGCGGCUUCCAGAAGACACUACCAAGGCGGACAUUCAAGUACAGUUUCUGCCUGAUUGUGUUAGCAUUGUGCUGAAGGGUCAGAGGUUUUGGGAAGGAAACCUCUAUUCAUCUGUUGAUCAUGAAAGCAGUACAUGGAUAAUUAAAGAGAAUAAUAGCUUGGAGAUUUCCUUGAUUAAGAAGAAUGAAGGACUGACUUGGCCAGAGCUCGUAGUUGGUGAUAAACAAGGGGAGUUUAUAAGAGACUCAGCCCAGUGUGCUGCAAUAGCUGAACGUUUGAUGCAUUUGACCUCUGAAGAACUGAAUCCAAAUCCAGAUAAAGAAAAACCUCCUUGUAAUGCUCAAGAGUUAGAAGAAUGUGAUAUUUUCUUUGAAGAGAGUUCCAGUUUAUGCAGAUUUGAUGGUAAUACAUUAAAAACUACUCAUGUGGUGAAUCUUGGAAGCAACCAGUACCUCUUCUCUGUCAUAGUGGAUCCUAAAGAAAUGCCCUGCUUCUGUUUGCGCCAUGAUGUGGAUGCCUUACUCUGGCAACCACACUCCAGCAAACAAGACGAAAUGUGGGAGCACAUCGCCACUUUCAAUGCUUUAGGCUACGUCCAAGCAUCAAAGAGAGACAAAAAAUUUUUUGCCUGUGCUCCAAAUUACUCGUAUGCAGCCCUUUGUGAGUGCCUUCGUCGGACACAGACAGAGAGAUGAUAAGGUUCUACAGAAAGUAGCCCUUAUCCAUUACUGCGUAAAAACCACCCCAAAACUCUGUGGUUUACAACAAGAAAGUUUUACGAUUUCUCAGGAUUCAGUGACUUGACUGUUCUGUUCUACAUGGCCUCUCAUCCUCAGUAGGCUACACUGUGCUUCUUCCUGUGAGAGAGAAAACACUCCAAGAGGGCAAGCCCUGACGUACAGGCCUUACCAAGCCUAAACUUCCAUCAUAUUCGGUCAUCUUCCAGUGGACAAAGCAAGUGACAGGGCCAAGUCUAGAGUCAGUGUGAAAGGGAAUGCAUAGGAUGCAGGUAUCAGGAGGUAUGAUUCAUUGGGGGCCAUUAAUAGAACAGUCUGCCACACAAAUUGUAAUUUGUCCUUAUAGUUCUUAUAUUUCUACAGUUAUGAAAAAAAGAAUUUUGUUUAUACAUUAAAUUUUUUUUGCCAUGAAUUUUAGCUGCUUACAUUAUUUCUUUGGAUUUCUUUUGAUGUGAUUUCCCAAAAAAUUGCUUACUUUUUAUACCAUUUUUAGAUCUGCUUAAGUAAACCUAAAGUUUAAUUUUAUAUUUCUUUAGGGGAGUUGAGACCUUAAUAUAAGAGGCAGAAAAUGAAGAAAAGAGAUGUAAGGUAGAAAAUACUUGUUCCUAGUGUAUCUCUUGCCUAUCUGCGAGCGCUUGGCUGACCAGCGUUUUACUGAAAGGAGGAGAAAUACGUUGGAGAGAGGAAAGGAGGGAACGGGAUGACAUGCAUGUUCUAAACACUGUCAGACUUUAAUUUCCUAGAGAGAUGUAUUGGGAUGCUAGAGAAAAAUUUGGCGUUCCUCAAAACAUAAGAAAUAGAGCUACUAUAGGGUCGAGCAACUGGACCCCUGGGUAUUUAUCUUGAAGAAAAUAAAACCACUAACUCAGA
This is a messenger RNA of Miniopterus natalensis, 2565 nucleotides long. It is a transcript of the gene NUDCD1, whose product is annotated as NudC domain containing 1. NCBI's taxonomy places the organism in Eukaryota, Metazoa, Chordata, Mammalia, Chiroptera, Miniopteridae. The record is from RefSeq and is a predicted model, not a curated record.